AUGGGUUAUACAGAAGCCAGACAAAAUAUCUACGCCAGUGCCUGUAACAAUAACUACUUAAAUCUCCAAUGUCCACGAAACCAGAGAAUAGCCAUUAAACGUUUAUUUUAUGGUGUCAAUACUGCAAAACGAUGUAAAAAUCGUAAAUUAGGUGAUUGUUGUCGUGCUACACAGAAUGAUUGUAGAGAAUUUGAUGAUACAGUAUAUCCCAAGUUAAAUAAUCGCUGUUCAGGCUAUGAGAAGUGUAGUAUUAUUGUAGAAAGUGUGCCAAUAAGAUCAACUGGAUGUCAAACUGAUAGAUCCUAUACAGAUUAUAUGACAGUUAUCUAUGAUUGUGUAGCAAUUGAAGACAUUGCCUCAUUCUGUUCUGAUGAUAUCAAGAGAGGUAAAGUAUUGUAUUUAGCUAAUGAAGAAUACCCUAGGUCAAUCUCUACAAGACAAUCCUCCUGUCAGUGUGUAGCUGCUACAGAAUUCUCUAAUGGAAUCAACCUCUUCUCUAUUGAUGUAUUAAUAGCUAGAGCAGAGUUUGGUGAUAGGAAGUGCUCUAGAAGUAUAACAAUAACUGAUAAACAUGCAUUUGAAAAAGAAUUAACGUGUGGUCAUAGUGGUUGGUUUGGUUAUAGAACUGUUUACAGUAGAACUGUUAACAAUGUCACAUUAGAAUUACAUAAUGGUAAUAAUGAAGGAACAGCAUUUGUCUGGUUAGAAGUUAAAGCAACCAACUCUAAUGAUUAUGUUCAGAUCCACUGUGGUGAAUCAUUACACAGAUUAUUGGUAGGAUCACAUGAAUCUGGAGAAAGACGUACGGAAGAUGAGGUUAUCAUCAAAACAAGUUCAACUACAUCCGGUGCAGGCAUCAAUAUUGGUGAAUCAGCUUCAGCUUAUGGACCAAAUUCAUUAUCAUCUGACAUGGCUGCAAUAGUUGGUGGUAUUGUGGUGGCAGCAUUCUUUAUAUUUACUAUAGUAAUAGUAGCAAUAGCAGUUCACUGUCGAAGAAUUCGUAAAGAGAGAAAUAAGCCAAUGAAAGUAGAGUUAUAUCCAGCUAUACCCCCAUCACAACUAGAAACAAGUUCCUAUCGCCAUUUUGACUAUGAUGAUGAUCAUUAUUGUUCCAUAAGCAGAAGUCCAAUGAAAGUCUCCAGUUUUUCAGACUGUCCGACUGGAAAUCAAACAUUUCGUGAAUCACAACCACCUGCUAUUGUCACCGACCAUGAUACAACUAAUAUGAAGUCUGGUGAUUAUAUUGAGAAUCAAGCAUUGAUACACCAUACUGAACUGCCACAACGUGACUACAUGUCUAUUGAUGAUAAAGAAAUGAAUGGACAUAAAACAUUACCUGCCCAACAUAGAUCAUCCUCUAUCAGUAAUCCUUUUCCUACCAAAUUACCACCUAAUAAACGCAGUAAAAGCGUUACUUUUUCACAACCUGUUGCCAAAGUAACACCAAUGAAUUCUGAGUCAGAAGAAUCAGUGCCUGAUCAUCCUGCAAGUAAAAUCUCUCUGACUUACAUCAAUCCCGAUGAUGAUUACUAUGAGUUCCCUCCCCCUCCUCCAUUAGAAUCACUGGAGAUUAAACAAGAUGAAAACAGUGUCCAACCACCAGCAGAUAUUCAAGAUCUGUAUGCAGUGGUCAAUAAGCCUAAAAAAGUUGUGCCUAUAGAUGAUGAUAAGCCAUAUGAUAAUGUUACUGUUGCACCAUAUAUUACUGCUAAUGAUUAUGAUAAAUCAUUUAAAUCCACAAAUUAUAAAAUACAAGUCAAUGGCAUGGGAACACUUGAACACCAAAAAGUAGAAACCGGUGUUUAA
Molecule: messenger RNA, 1806 nt
Organism: Lottia gigantea (owl limpet)
Lineage: Eukaryota; Metazoa; Mollusca; Gastropoda; Lottiidae
Exons: 6
Coding region: 1-1806 (601 amino acids)
Molecular function (GO): carbohydrate binding
Source: RefSeq, a predicted model, not a curated record